UUCAGUGGAAAAUUAAUAGUAGUGGCUGGAGAAGUUAGGGGGGCAGCACUGGGCAGUCGGGAGUUAGGGUCGAUGGAGUUUACCCCGAUUCCGUCUCGAGAGUGUUCUCCACGGUUUUGUGGGCAGGGGAUCGAGAGUCACGUGAGGGCUUCACAAAUAAUCACCCGGUGGAGGAAUUU
Messenger RNA from Tuber aestivum (summer truffle), 179 nucleotides. Lineage: Eukaryota; Fungi; Ascomycota; Pezizomycetes; Pezizales; Tuberaceae. The record is from the annotation of a GenBank genome assembly.